ACGGAGCUCAUGCGUUGGUGGUUAUGCUCCAGGGAACCCUCUGGGAGAGCCCCAUGAGGACAGAAGAGUGAUGGAGAGUAUGCCCAGCUGCCUGAAGGACAUCCCGGCUUGGCAGAAGACAGUCUCUGAGAACGGCAUCGUGGGACAGGAGCUGGGUGGCCUGCCGCAGGAUGGCCGACGCCGUGGGGCGCUGUGCCUGGAACAGCCUGCUCCCUUCUGGAGGGGAGUCCUAAGCACCCCAGACUCUUGGCUUCCACCUGGCUUCCCGCAGGGUCCCAAGGAUGCGCUCCCACUGGUGGAGGGCGAGGGCCCUGGAAAUUUGGAGUGGAAGACCAGCUGGUUGGGGAGCAAGGAGGGGCUGCGUUGGAAGGAAGCAAUGCUGGCCCACCCACUGGCCUUCUGUGCGCCAGCAUGCCCGCCUCGCUAUGGCCCGCUGAUUCCUGAGCAUGGCAGGGGCCAUCCCAAGAGUGACCCUGUGGCUUUAAGACCCGUGCACUGCCCCUUCCUUCUGGAGACCAAGAUCCUGGAGCGGGCUCCCUUCUGGGUACCCACCUGCUUGCCACCUUACCUAGUGUCCGGUCUACCCCAGGGACGUCCUGGUGAUUGGCCCCUGGCCCCGUACCCUUGGGUGUACUCAGCGGGCCAGCCCAAAGUGCCCUCUGCCUUCAGCCUGGGCAGCAAGGGCUUUUACCACAAGGAUCCAAGCAUUCUCCGGCUGGCCAAGGAGCCAGUGGCAUCUGUGGAAGCUGGGCUGUUGGGCUUAGCCCCUGGUGGGCACCUCCAGAGAGCAGGGGAGGUAGAACGGCCUGCACUCCUCCCAAGAGAUGGAGAGACAGGAGCCAGCAGGCAUCCCAAUCUCUGCCCGCUUUUCCUGGGGCCUGCAGACACUGCACCCCGGAGCCCCUGGCCCACUUGUCCCCCAGGUCUGGUUCACACUCUUGGAAACGUCUGGGCUGUGCCAGGGAGUGGGAACCUUGGGUACCAGCUGGAACCAAUAGCCGCAUCAAGGUGCCCCUCUCCUGGGCCUCCCACCAUCAAGGUUGGCAUUCGUUCUUCUUACCCACCCGAGAGGGAUGGGGGACUUGGCCCUUGUGGGCAGUGCCAGGAGGGCCUAGAGCAGGAUACCAGUGGGGCAAGCGAGUCCAGUGAGGAAAUGAACAAGGCCCCUGGUCCCAGGGCCUGCCUGCCCAGCCAUCACACCAAACUAAAAAAGACAUGGCUCACACGACACUCUGAGCAGUUUGCGUGCCCAGGUGGCUGUCCUGGGGAUGAGGAGAGCCCAGCUGGCCAACUCCGGCCCCUCAAGAGGGCAGGUAGCCCCGAGGUUCAGGGAGCAGUGGGCAGCCCUGCCCCCAAGCGUCCACCUGAUCCUUUCCCAGGCAGCAUGGGGCAGGGGGCCAAAGGUUGGCAGGACAUGCUGAACUCGUCAAAAGGGAACAAGGCCGAGGCAGAACAGCGUGAUGACCAGAGAGGACCCCGAGAUGGCUCGGCCAGCCAACAGGACGAGGGGCUUCGAGACACACUUUGCCCAGCUCUCCCCCAAGGUGGCUCUCAGUGCCACAGCUGCACUCCGGCAGCUGGCGAGGGGGGAGGGCUGGCCUGCCACUCCCAACACACUCUGAGACUGCCUCUUCGAGGGCAGCAUCAACUGGAAGAAGAUUCAAGAGCCAGCUCUGAGGAGGGAGGAGCGUUCGACCCCGAGGCCCAGCUCAGCAUCAGCUUGGCCAAGCACCUGCUCCGCGGUCUGGGGGACCGACUAUGCCGCCUGCUGCGGAGGGAGCGGGAGGCCCUGGCCUGGGCACAGAGGGAAGGCCAGCGGCCAACCGGAACAGAUGCUGACCCAGGUGGGGUGCGGAGCUGCAGCCGGUGCCACCAUGGAGUCUUCAACACCCACUGGCGAUGCCCUCGCUGCAGCCAUCGGCUGUGUGUCGCCUGCGGUCGCAUGAUGGGCGCUGGGAGGACCAGGGAGAAAGCGGGCUCUCAGGAGUCGUCCACUGAGGAGUGUGCCCAGGAGGCUGGGCACAGAGCCUGCUCCCUGAUGCUGACCCAGUUUGUCUCGAGCCAAGCUUUGGCAGAACUGAGCACAGCGAUGCACCAGGUGUGGGUCAAGUUUGACAUCCGGGGGCACUGCCCCUGCCAAGCGGAUGCCCGGGUGUGGGCCUCUGGAGAUGGGGGCCAGCAGAAGGAGCCACCAGAGAAAACACCCCCGGCUCCACAACCUGCCUGCAACGGGGAUACCAACAGGACCAAGGACAUCAAAGAAGAGAUCCCAGACUCCACUGAAAGCCCGGCAGAGGACCGCACCGGCCGAGGCCCCCUGCCUUGUCCUUCUCUCUGCGAACUACUCGCCUCCACUGCUGUCAAACUCUGCUUGGGACAUGAGCGGAUACACAUGGCUUUUGCCCCCGUCACUCCGGCCCUGUCCAGCGAUGACCGAAUCACCAACAUCCUAGACAGCAUCAUUGCACAGGUGGUAGAGCGGAAGAUCCAGGAGAAGGCCUUGGGGCCGGGCCUGCGGGCUAAGGGCCUGGGCCUGCCCCUCUCACCGGUGAGGCCCAGGCUGCCACCCCCCGGGGCUUUGCUGUGGCUUCAGGAGCCCAGGCCUCCUCGUGGCUUCCGCAUCUUCCAAGAGCACUGGAGGCAGGGUCAGCCUGUGCUGGUGUCUGGGAUCCAAAGGACACUGCGGGGCCACCUUUGGGGGAUGGAAGCUCUUGAGGCGCUCGGAGGACAGGUGCAGGCGCUGACACCCCUUGGGCCUCCCCAGCCCACAAGUGUGGGCAGCGCCGCCUUCUGGCAGGGCUUCUCCAGGCCUGAGAUCCGCCCGAAGUCCGAGGAGGGCUCUCUCCUUCUGCUGCACCGAACUCUAGGAGCGGAGGACAGUGGCAGGGUGGAGAACCUGGCUGCCAGCCUACCGCUCCCCGAGUACUGUGCGCACCAUGGGAAACUCAACCUGGCUUCCUACCUCCCGCCGGGCCCUGCCCUGCAGCCGCUACAGCCCCGGCUCUGGGCAGCCUAUGGUGUGAGCCCACACCGUGGACACCUGGGGACCAAGAACCUGUCUGUGGAGGUGACUGACCUGGUCAGUCUCCUGGUACAUGCAGAAGCCCCACUGCCGGCUUGGCACCGGGUACAGAAAGACCUCCUCUCCGGCCUGGACGGGGAAGGACUCUGGUCCCCGGGCAGCCAGGUCAGCGCCGUGUGGCACGUGUUCAGAGCACAGGACGCUCAGCGCAUCCGCCGCUUUCUGCAGAUGGUGUGUCCUGCUGGGGCAGGCACCCUGGAGCCUGGGGUCCCGGGCAGCUGCUACCUCGACGCAGGGCUACGGCGGCGCCUGAGGGAGGAGUGGGGCGUGAGCUGCUGGACUCUACUGCAGGCCCCUGGGGAGGCUGUGCUGGUGCCUGCAGGGGCACCCCACCAGGUGCAAGGCUUGGCCAGUACGGUCAGUGUCACUCAGCACUUCCUAUCCCCUGAGACAUCGGCCCUCUCUGCUCAGCUCUGCCACCAGGGACCCAGCCUGCCCGCUGACCGCCGCCUGCUUUGUACACAGAUGGACUGGGCUGUGUUCCAAGCAGUGAAGGUGGCCGUAGGAACAUUGCAAGAGGCUAAAUAGGGGGGCCCCCCAGGCAAGGGCGGGGAACCAACUGGUAUACCAGGUGCUCAGCCAGGCACAGCUUCAGCAAGGAGGGGUGCUUGGGAAUUUGGGGGCUUUGGGCCAAUCCCACAAGCACCACUCUGGGGCACAUCCCACAAGCACCACUCUGGGGCACAAAUAGGACACCCCUUCCUGAGCACUAAAGCCAACAACUGUAGUGCCACCAAAGCUCCCACCUGUCCUUCCUGAGGCUGGAACCUGCUUAGCCCCCAUCCUCCACGGGCCCGGGCCCCCACCUUAACCCUCGAGGGACCUUGGGGAUCAUUCUGGCUUUAGCAAACCUCUUUCUUCUGCGUCACCUCCUGCUCCCACCUGUGCCCUGAGCGCUGUGUCCCCACGUUUGUCCCCACUGGGUUCCCGGGCAGCCUUCUGCCCUGCUGCCAUUGCUGGAUGAGGGGCCCUUGAAUCUGCCCUCUCACCAAAGAGCUGAGAAGCUGGCGGGGGCGGAGGGUCAGGGGCUGCCCAGGCUUGGUUGGAGGGAGUAAUUUGGGCGUGCCGCCCCCCACCCCCAAGAUUUCCAUUAAAGUCUGCUGGUUUGUGACGGCUGCCAGGCCGACUGCUGAUGCAGGUCACGGGGUCAGGGAGGGGGCUGGGCAUGGGAAUCUUCUCUGGAAGAGGGGCAUAUGGGACUGGGCUGGGACCUGAGUACCGGGCCCCCAACGCCUCUAUCUCCUGGUUUUUUCCCGGGGGAGUCUGUAGCGAUUGAGCCUGCUGUGGGGCUGCGCCCCACCAAAGAUGGCUGGUGACAGCCCCAACCACCUGGAGGCAGAACCUAGGUGGGGUGGGGUGGGGGUGGGCUCUCCAGCACUGCCUCCCUGUGUAGCCUUGGCUUUCGGAGAUCCUGGAGUCCCAAGCCCCGCUAUGAACCUCAGGCCGGCCACCUCUCCAGUCUGACCCAACCUGGACAUCCGUAUGUGUGGCCGAGGGAAACCAACCCAGGGUGCCUCAGACAGCUGACUGCCUCCCCUGCACCCCCUCCCACCGCCGCCCCCUUCCCUUGUCCAUCUCUGCCCCAGACACGCGUCAUCUGUUGUCAUACCUAAUUGUUUCUGCUGUGGUUCGGGGAUUUUUUUUUAAUUAAAUAAAAUUUUUUUAAAAUUUUA
Messenger RNA from Echinops telfairi (small Madagascar hedgehog), 4755 nucleotides. It is a transcript of the gene HR, whose product is annotated as HR lysine demethylase and nuclear receptor corepressor. The transcript has 18 exons. Gene Ontology annotation, molecular function: transcription coregulator activity; chromatin DNA binding; histone H3K9 demethylase activity. Gene Ontology annotation, cellular component: chromatin; histone deacetylase complex. Gene Ontology annotation, biological process: regulation of transcription by RNA polymerase II. The record is from RefSeq and is a predicted model, not a curated record. Lineage: Eukaryota; Metazoa; Chordata; Mammalia; Afrosoricida; Tenrecidae. Bases 71 to 3610 code for a protein of 1179 amino acids.